UCGAAAUGUAUACUAUUCAUAUAUUGAAUAUUAUUUAAAUGAUCUUCGUGGAAAUGUUAUGUAUGUUUGUCUGUAUUAUAUAAUGUUUGCUGUUUGCUGGGUGUGGUGAUGGCGCGUGCCAAGGCUGCAAGGCCUGCAAAUGUAUCCGGACACUAAUAUAGGUCAACUCACAUUACAGUCCCUGUCUGUAAGAUGAUACCUAAUGAAUAGACCUACUAUGCACCACCCACACUCCAGCACCGCCACACCCUGCAAUGAGGCUGCAUCAUCACAGGUGUCUCUUGUGUGAACACCACAUGAUUCAGGUUCCUGUUUCAAUGCCUAUCCAUUUUGCGGUAAAACACGGUUUGUGAUCAGGGAUGAACUGGUCAGGACUUGAGUCCCUUCUUAGCGGGGUCAAUAAAUAUUCAACAGUUUUUGGUCGAGUGUGGCUGUCCGUGGUGUUUGUGUUCCGUGUUCUGGUGUUUGUGGUGGCAGCUCAGCGCGUUUGGGGCGAUGAGAGCAAAGACUUCGUGUGCAACACCAGGCAGCCCGGCUGCGCCAACGUCUGCUACGACAGCACCUUCCCCAUCUCUCACAUCCGUCUGUGGGCCUUACAGCUCAUCUUCGUCACAUGUCCGUCACUCAUGGUUGUAGCCCACGUCAAAUACAGAGAGGAAAAAGACAAGAAGUACACUGCUGUCCAUGAGGGCAACCAUUUAUACGCCAACCCUGGAAAAAAGCGCGGUGGUCUUUGGUGGACCUACCUUUUUAGCUUGAUCUUUAAAGCGGUGUUUGAUGCUGCCUUUCUCUAUAUUCUUCAUCACAUGUAUAAAGGCUAUGACCUCCCCCGCCUUAUCAAGUGCUCGCUGGACCCUUGUCCCAAUACGGUGGAUUGUUUCAUCUCGCGCCCUACAGAGAAGAAAAUCUUCAUGAUCUUCAUGGUGGCCUCCGCUGCUCUCUGCAUCUUCAUGUGUAUCUGCGAAAUGAUUUAUCUCAUUGGAAAGCGUAUACUGAAAUACUGUAUGAUGCCACAAUCACCACCGCAACGAUCUAAAAGACCUGAUCCCACUCUCUCCAGCAGCCAAAACUUGGGUUCACAAAAAUUAAAGGACACCAAAAUGGACAAGACUGCUCUCUGAUGACAGCGGUAUGUUGCAAAACAGGAUAUAAAAAAGCCCCAAACGAAUAUACAUAGAUAGAUAGAUAGAUAGAUAGAUAGAUAGAUAGAUAGAUAGAUAGAUAGAUCAUAUUGAAAAUAAUAUUGAUAAAUGAAAAAGGCAUUUUAGACAUCAUGCUUAUUUUAAACAGUGGUAGAAAUAUUUUUUAUAAAAUGUUUUUAUUAUCAUCUCUAAGAUUUUCACCGCAUAUUUGAUGUAUUUAUAAAAAUGUUUGUAUUUUUGUUGGAAUUUACAGUAAAUGCACUUUAGAAUGAACUUUAAAAGCACAAUGCAGGAAAAAGCUGGGUGAGGUUAGCUUGACUAUAUGGUGAGAUCAAUGUCAGCUUGCUCUAUGCAAAUAUGGUAUCAAGCGCAGCCUCAUUUGCAUUUUUUUUUUUUCAGAAGUACACCAUGCAUUUUAAAGUUUUCUGUGUGUAUUCAGUGCAUACGAUAUCAAUAAAAUCUCAUUUAUGUUG
Molecule: messenger RNA, 1615 nt
Organism: Megalobrama amblycephala (Wuchang bream)
Lineage: Eukaryota; Metazoa; Chordata; Actinopteri; Cypriniformes; Xenocyprididae
Gene: gjb9a
Product: gap junction protein beta 9a
Exons: 3
Coding region: 360-1121 (253 amino acids)
Biological process (GO): cell communication
Cellular component (GO): connexin complex
Source: RefSeq, a predicted model, not a curated record